Molecule: messenger RNA, 1425 nt
Organism: Notolabrus celidotus (New Zealand spotty)
Lineage: Eukaryota; Metazoa; Chordata; Actinopteri; Labriformes; Labridae
Gene: tmem244
Product: transmembrane protein 244
Exons: 8
Coding region: 248-772 (174 amino acids)
Source: RefSeq, a predicted model, not a curated record
AUUUUUUAUAACGUCGGAAGUUCUUUGUAAAAUAACUUUUAAGCUAGGCUAUAAUGCAUCAUAAGAGGUGAAACUACGCAUGUGCAGUGAGAGCUGUCAGCCCGUCUUCUUUUCGCUAAUGCUAACAGGAGAAACAUCAGCUGUAGAGUGACCAGCUGUGGAGUUUGUGAAGGCUGGAUAUCUCCUGAAAAUCAACCAGAAAACUACAACACAGAGGACUUCCACAUCUCUGAACCCGCGGCCAUUCAUGUUGUUGGACUACUGCUGUCGUUGUUGUGGAUUCACACUCAUAAAGCGCCAUGGACCCUUCUCCCUCAAGGCUACACCCAGUGACACCUGGGUUGUCCUGCAGAAUCUGUUGAUGUGCAUGGUGUGCUUCUACUCUCUCUACUACAUCGUGGUCAGUCUUUGCGUCGGACUGCUCAGGGUUCAUGAGAUCAACAGCUUGUUGACUCCUUUUGACUACACAGCACAACCGUCAUGGCAGAACCCCAAAUACCUGGUUGGUGUGAUCUCCACAGAAGUCACCUACUGUUUGGGAGGCCUGGUGUUCGCCUGGAUCGUGGAGGAGUGGGUUUGGGAUUACGCUAUCACUGUCACACUGCUGCAUGUUGGCAUGACUGUAGCUGUGAUGUCAGAUUUCCCUUCAGCUGAACAAUGGUGGAUAGCUCUGGCUUCAGGCCUGGUCAUGAUGAUAUUCGGCGGACAACUUCUGGCCUACAAACUCUUCAGAAGCAACUUUGUCUAUCCUACUGAACUACAAAACUUCUAACAAACAACAUGUAAAGCUUUUAACUAGCUUAUCUGUUAAUCUCAUAAAACCUGAGGAUUCACGUUCAAAGAUUGUACUGCUAGGAUUACGAUAACUACUAGUUAAAACAACCACAGUACACAUGAGCAAUAUAUAUAUUUUCUACAAAGAAACCUAAAUCAAUACUUCCUCUGCUUGAUAACUUUCUAGUUCAGCUUAAUGUCAGAUCUCUCCUUGUAAAAAGUCCCAACUUUGUCAAUGAAACACCAUUGUUUUGUAAAUCUGUACAGUUUAAAUAUUGUUUUGUAUUGUUUCUUUACAAACUUCACACUGUAAGCUAAAAUAAAUACAACAGAUGACACCUGUAGUUUUCUGUCAGACUAUAACUACAACUGCUUAAUGUGACCUAGUUAAGAGAAAUCUAAAUGUGGAUAUAUUUAAAUUAUUAUAUUAAAGAUGUGUUCGUUUUAAAGUUAAUGUUCGUGGUGUACAUUUUAAUUUUUUGAUAAUGAGUUAUCCCCUGUUGAGAAAGAGAAGAAAGCUUAAUCCAGGUGAAUGGAUUCUUCAGUUCUCAUGUUUAGGUGCUACAAAGACACAGGACAAAUCUGUGAUGGUUUUAUGAAUUGUUGUAUAUAUUAGUUAAACUGUAUCUAAAUUAAAUAUUUUAAGCAUAA